Marchantia polymorpha subsp. ruderalis is the source of this 2910-nucleotide messenger RNA. The record is from the annotation of a GenBank genome assembly. NCBI's taxonomy places the organism in Eukaryota, Viridiplantae, Streptophyta, Marchantiopsida, Marchantiales, Marchantiaceae.
CUCUGCAAAGCAACCGCAAACGAGGGAGCCUUUGUUGUUUGAAAGUCGAAGGGUUUUCAGUGGAAAGCGGUGACAGUUUGAACACGUGUUUUGUUUGCUAGUAUCUUUCAACUACGGUGGACUGUGUAACACGCGCCACAGAGAACCGUGAACUCUAUCGAUUUUAUAGAUUUAUGUUUUAGCGUUAGCCCCCUUCCCCCCUCCAUCCCCCGAGACUUUUGAUGAGAGUUACAGUGGGAACCCUUUCAUCAAGGUCAUGUCACAGAGAAGCGGGGUUAUUAUUGUCUACUUGUUGCUCUCUAUACUGCCGUGUCCUUCCACGUUUAUCUUUCGUUCGUGAAACCAUAUCUGUGUAGGCUAUCUGUGGGUGAUCUGCUUGAUUGUUGAGUUUCCUGUAGGAGCUGAGCAGUAGUGGGUUUGGAAGGCAUGUACAGUGCCAUUCAAGUUCGACUAUCCCUCACCUGAUGACAAAGUCCGUGCCUCUAAUUCUGGGACAAAGGGCAAUGCGGUGAAAGCUCCGGUGAAGGCUGCAGCUGUGAAAAGUAAGGAUGUCGCGAAGACCGUAGAAGCUCAGCCCAAAAAGCCGAAGGCUUCCGCAAACUUAUCGAAUGUCGGCUCUAGUAAUCAUAAGGAGGCUUCCAAUGCAAAGCUGAAGGCCGCUGAGCUUGGAGCAUCGCCCAAAGAAAUGGAAGGUGCAGAACCCCAAGUUUUAGAGGGUAUUAUGCACAUGACCUUAGAGGGUGAUUACAGAGAGCGCGGUAAAGGCAGAGAACAGACUCCUGCUCUUCAAAAACCCAUAGAGGCAUUUAUUCCGGAGUCAUGGAUACUGGAGGAAAUUAAACAAGAGAGAAAGCCAUUGCUUCAUCUUAUUGUUAUAGGACAUGUUGAUGCAGGUAAAUCUACGCUUAUGGGCCACAUUUUGCAUCUGUUAGGCAGAGUAUCACAGAAAGAGAUGCACAAGAACGAGAGAGAAUCGAAACAGAAGGGGAAGGGGUCAUUUGCUUACGCUUGGGUAUUGGACGAGGGAUCGGAGGAGAGAGCUAGAGGAGUAACAAUGACUGUUGCCGUGGCACAUUUUGAGACCCCGAAGUUACGCGUAGUGCUACUCGACGCACCCGGGCAUAGGGACUUUGUUCCAAAUAUGAUCUCCGGAGCUGCUCAAGCGGAUGCAGCAGUUCUGGUUGUAGAUGCAUCCUUGGGAGCCUUUGAAGCAGGCUUAGACGGCGAGGGACAAAGUGGUGGUCAAACUCGAGAACAUGCACAGCUGGUUCGUAGUUUGGGAGUUGAACAACUUAUUGUUGCUGUAAACAAAAUGGAUGCUGUCAACUACUCACAGAAAAGAUAUGACUUCAUCAAAGGUUCCCUACAUUCGUUCUUACGACAGUGUGGGUUCAAGGAGGCCGCAAUAUCCUGGAUACCUGUGUGUGCGAUGGAAGGUGAAAAUCUGAUUGCACCUCCUUCUGCGCCCGCACUGAAGUCAUGGUACUCUGGACCAACAUUAAUGGAAUCCGUGGACUCUUUUGAACAACCUUUGCGAAACACUUUGAAACCUUUCAGACUUAUAGUUGCAGAACUAGUCAAAACUCGAAGUCUAGGUCAAGCUGCCGUCAGUGGCAAGUUGGAAAGUGGUGCACUUCGGAUUGGUUCAAAGGUUUUGGUGAUGCCUAUAGGAGAGAUAGCAACUGUAAAAGCUAUCGAACAGGAUGGUCAUCCUUUGACUGUUGCAUUGGCUGGAGACAGUGUUGAUGUCGGCUUGACCGGAGUUGAACCUGCUGUUCUGAUAUCAGGCGGUGUGCUGUGUCACCCUGAUUAUCCUGUGCCCGUUGUUACUAAACUGGAAAUAAGAGUGCUAAUACUAGGGAUAACGGUUCCCAUUCUUCGAGGAGGACAGGUGGUCCUCCACGCUCAUCAUGCAAGAGAGUCAGCUAAAGUAGCUGAGCUUGUAGCAUUGCUGGACUCUAAAUCUGGAGCUGUUGUCCGGAAAAAGCCACGAUGUUUGACUGCCAAUCAGAGUGCUCUUAUAGAAAUCAUUCCAGAGAGAAGUAUGUGUCUAGAGGUGUACUCGCAAUUUAAAGCUCUUGGACGUAUCGCACUGAGAGAUGGUGGUAAAACGUUAGCCGUUGGCAUCAUUACUCGCAUUAUUUCCUGUCAGUAAUAGGGCGUUUCGAAUGCGACAAUCAGGUGCAUGGUGAUUCUAACACAAAAUUCGUCAGCUAACAAUAUGAGGCCUCCGGUCUAACUUGCCCGGUUUCUGAUAAUGUAAUGGUUCUGAUCAACGACAUUUCGAAGGCACGAUGACACUCACUGUGAACCUUGAAGUAGACUCUUGUAUUGCAUGCUGAUGGGCGUUGUGGCCAGAAUUACUACGUGAGCAUUGCGUUGGAUCCUGUGCGCUUCUUCCCCUCAGGAUUGGUUUUCUUCCAAGACGAACAUGUUUUUGUUUUAUGUACUCUUGACGAUUCACCUGUAAAUUACACCGGUACAAAUUCGAGGGAGGACAGGUUCUGAUAUGUUCCAUAAUCUUUCUCAUUAGGUAGAAAGUGUACAUUAUUGUGUACAAAGUAAGUUGAAGGCUUUUGCCCCGCUGAUUUAGCACAUAAGAAAGAUAUUUAUAUCGGAACCAUAGCAUGAGGGAGACGUGUUCUUAUUUGAAGAAGUGAAAUUGAUACUCAGUGAUAACUGUGUUGACCAUGUAGUAGGAAGAUUAUUGUCAGAAAUUUUUGACACACAUUGCCAGUAAUGCCUGGCCUUGUGCAGCAGUAACAUGCUGCAAUUUGACGAAGUUGUAGUCCUUCUCAAAGUUAUGCAAGCCAAUUGGACCUAGCAGGAUAGACUCGUAAGUCAUAACGACAUGUGUACUUGAGACUUGGAGCUUCUUUCAGAAGCCUAACUAUCCCUGCUUUGAUGAGA